Molecule: messenger RNA, 161 nt
Organism: Cetraspora pellucida
Lineage: Eukaryota; Fungi; Glomeromycota; Glomeromycetes; Diversisporales; Gigasporaceae
Source: the annotation of a GenBank genome assembly
GUUGCCUGGAAAGGCAUCAAGAAGAACAAGAGAAUGAUCUCUCUGCGCAAGUGAUAGAUUAUGAACCUGAAGCAGGUUCUUCAUCAGUUCAGCAAUUAUCACAACAUCAAACAGAACUUUCACAGGAGGAUGCUGAUGAUCUAUUUGGUUGCAAUGAUUAA